AUGGCCACGUCGAAUACAGACUCUCUCGUUUUGUUCGCUCUUUCCGCCAAAAACCACCGGGCUGAACGUGUACUUUCUCAUCCCGAGAACAGACACCUUAUCUCGACCAGAGCUGAUGGUCAGCUCACCUUCGAUAUUGGUUUCCCAUUGCGUGGGCAGUCGCCCACAACCCUUGCAACUCUAGGGAGAGGUACCAAUGCCGACAUCUUCGUGGAAGGUUCCAACAUCUCCAGGGUGCAGUGUUCUUUCGAAGUUGACCUCGAUACCGGCAUCGUUAUGUUCUAUGACCGGUCGCAUGGUUCUACGAGCCAGGUCUUUGGGAAGGACGCCACACCAUUCGAGUUCGGCCGUCCCCGAAAAGUCGUCGUUCAGGAGAGCCUCAACACCAUUAUUGGAAUGGGCGGUGAGCGAUGCGACCUCUUUCUUUUCGAGUUAGACUGGCGCCACGAACCUAGCGGAACAACGCAUGCCAUCAAGCGGUAUGGAGCUUUCCCUGGCACACGAAAGCAGCAUCCCCGUAUCACUCGAACUGUGGACGAAGCGCCAACCGAGCUGCCUUCGCAUCGCGAGACUCGACUCCACACUCCAGGGUCUCUUGUGCUCAAAAUACGAUAUAUAAAGCUAGGAAAGAUAGGGAGUGGAAGUUUUGGAGAAGUACAUAAAGCCAUCGAUGUUGACUCUGGAAAAGUGAUGGCUGUGAAGAUACUACGGCGACCUCAAGAUUUAUCACGAAGACAUGUAUGGAAGGAAACAGUGGCGCUCUCUCUGAAACGCGAGAUCGAGAUUCUUUCUGGCAUCAGCCACCCAAACGUUGUCAACUAUAUAGCAUCACAAGGUUGGUUCGAUAGUGACGUGGAGAUCUUCAUGGGCCUCAAAGAAGGAACCUUGGAGUCAUUGAUUGGAAACGGUGCUGACGCAACUACUGUUGCGGACAAUGCCUUCCCGCAUAUGCUGAGGGCGCUUGACUGCAUAGCAUUCAAGGACAUCAUCCACCGCGACGUGAAGCCGGAGAACAUUCUUUACGUGUUGAACGCAAGCGGAGAGUACCAGUUCCAGUUGGGAGAUUUUGGCUGCUGCAAUCGUGCUGUCGAGGCUGCCACAAUUUCCGGUACCCCUAUGUUCAUGGCCCCGGAGGUGCACAAAGGUGAGCGUCAGAGUUGUAAAGCAGACAUUUGGUCGCUCUUUGUGACCAUGCUGUGGACGCUGGAUGUGAAUGGAUUUCGGCACACCCACUUCAAAUCAAUGGAGCAAGUGUGGACUGCAGUCUCGUGUGCACUCUCAAGCACGGCACUGUCAAGACUUUCAGAGAUGGCAGUCGUAAACCCGCUUCAGCGUGCAUCCGCGGCGCAGAUGCUUGUCAAGUUGUUCCAUGGCAAAGGACUCAGCACCCCACUCAAACAGGUCCCAGCUCUUCAUUCCAAUUCUGUUGUUGCCGCCGAUGAUGACAGCAAAGCUAUGGUUAGAAACCCUCCUGAUUUGGCAGCUCGAGACGCCAUACAUCACAAGCAGGUUCGCGAAAGGCUAGACCCUGCUGGUCUUCAAAGGAAAGCACCGAUGGAUGUGGCCCACGUUCGCAAACGCCGUACACCCGUCCAGAUGAAGCUGGCUAAAGUUGGACAUACCAAAUGCUGA
This is a messenger RNA of Fonsecaea monophora, 1632 nucleotides long. RefSeq lists its product as hypothetical. The transcript is spliced from 2 exons. The record is from RefSeq and is a predicted model, not a curated record. Gene Ontology annotation, cellular component: autophagosome; cytoplasm. Gene Ontology annotation, molecular function: protein serine/threonine kinase activity; ATP binding; protein binding. Gene Ontology annotation, biological process: protein autophosphorylation; peptidyl-serine phosphorylation; autophagy. Bases 1 to 1632 code for a protein of 543 amino acids. Lineage: Eukaryota; Fungi; Ascomycota; Eurotiomycetes; Chaetothyriales; Herpotrichiellaceae.